UGCGCCCAUGCAUGCAUGCUGGCAUGCUUUCAAGUAGAAACCGUGGAAUUGUAAUCACUUUUCUUGACCACCGACCUCGGCGAAGGAAGCUGCAUCUGUCGCCACCACAAGGAGUACACUCGUGCGGGAAAACGCAUAUCCAGCCACCAAUAACCCCACCACCAGCAGGCCCAACCAUAUGGCCGUGCGCGACACUCCAUUAACGUCGGUGUUGACCCGCCAAGACAGCGGGUAUUUCCAGCGAGACAACAUCAGCUAUACCAUGAGCGAAGGACCGCGCUCGACACUCUUCGAUAAGCACCUCGAAGAGCUGUACUCGAGCGACGACCCCGUGGACGGCGUCGCGUUCUUCGAAUCCGCAGGGUACUACGACGAAGUGGAAGGGAAUACCGUGGCAGGAUUCAUCCAAACGUGGGGCCGGCAGACGUUUUGGGGCGAGGACAACCCGCCGACGACCAUGUCGUCGGACGGCACGUUGACGUACGUGACGACAAAGUCGGAUCGCCAACACUUUGACGACGGCGAAGACAAGGCGUCCCUGGACGAACUCUUCCACGACUACAUGCAGAGCCGCGCGGCCGUGUCCAAGAUCCACUUUGAAACGCGCAAGCUGCGCAACAACUUGGAGCAAACGUCGUGUCGGAGCGGCAAGGACACGAUGGCGGCGAUCGACAGGCUCCGCCUCAAGCUGCUGUGCGACACCGACCUCGAGGAUGACACGGACGACGACAUGGACAGCGAGGCGUCGUUCACCGGCAACUACCUCAUGGGCAUCAACCUGAACCUGCCGGCGUCGGCCAUGGCGCCGUACUUUGGCCACUUGCGUGUGCUGAAGACCGGGCGAGUGCACUUGUUUGGCAGCUUUAACAAGCGAUGGUUUUAUCUGGACUUUGCCAAGGGCGAACUCUCGCUUUUCGCGCGCAGUUAUUGGAAAUCGCCCAAGGGCAGAGUCGACUUGCGCGCCGUGGCGCGGAUAUCGCCGAUAAACGACACGGACUUCACGAUUGAACUCGCGGGGGAGCACAGCGUGUACGUGCGCGCCAACACGGUCGAGAAGAUGCAGUCGUGGAUUACACUGCUAUUGUACGCGAGGAAGCACGCCCGCCUGCACGAUCAUACCGUGUCGCAGAGGGCGAUCCCGAGCCACGCGUUCAACUCGACGCCGCCGACGCUGCGGACCCAGCAGCCCCAUGUGUCAAGUGUUCGGUCGUCGCCCGUGCCCAGGACAUUUCAGCGCUCGCAAUCGUGGAACCCGGGCAAAUUGUUUAAAAAGUUUGGCCCGUCGUCCACUGCCGCAUGAAAGUGAUGUAUAUAUAUAUAUAUGACAAAAAAGAGUACGAAAUACCAGAGGCAAGUCGAGCCACCAAGAAAGCAAUUGGACCGCUGCCCAUAUAUAUAUAUAUAUAUAU
Aphanomyces astaci is the source of this 1409-nucleotide messenger RNA. RefSeq lists its product as hypothetical. Bases 179 to 1300 code for a protein of 373 amino acids. The transcript is spliced from 4 exons. Lineage: Eukaryota; Oomycota; Saprolegniomycetes; Saprolegniales; Verrucalvaceae. The record is from RefSeq and is a predicted model, not a curated record.